AUGUUUUAUGCACAUUUUGUACUCAGUAAAAAAGGCCCUUUAGCACGUAUAUGGUUAGCAGCUCAUUGGGAUAAAAAGCUCACCAGAGCACAUGUUUUUGAGACCAAUAUUAGUUCUAGUGUUGAAGCUAUUUUAGAGCCAAAGUUAAAAAUGGCUCUGAGAACUUCUGGACACUUGUUAUUGGGUGUAGUGAGAAUUUAUUCUCGUAAAGCUAAAUACUUACUGGCGGACUGCAAUGAAGCUUUUGUUAAAAUCAAGAUGGCAUUUCGACCUGGUGUUGUUGAUUUACCUGAUGAAGCGAAUCGUGAAGCUGCGAUAGCAGCCAUUACUCUACGGAAAACAUUCAUGAUUUUGAAGCUACAAUAG
Trichobilharzia regenti is the source of this 366-nucleotide messenger RNA. The record is from the annotation of a GenBank genome assembly. NCBI's taxonomy places the organism in Eukaryota, Metazoa, Platyhelminthes, Trematoda, Strigeidida, Schistosomatidae.